Molecule: messenger RNA, 1245 nt
Organism: Akanthomyces muscarius
Lineage: Eukaryota; Fungi; Ascomycota; Sordariomycetes; Hypocreales; Cordycipitaceae
Exons: 2
Coding region: 1-1245 (414 amino acids)
Molecular function (GO): N,N-dimethylaniline monooxygenase activity; flavin adenine dinucleotide binding; NADP binding
Source: RefSeq, a predicted model, not a curated record
AUGACCUUUUCGGAUGCACUGCUUCCUUACGGUCCCUUUGCGCCGCAUUACGUCGCGAGGCAGUAUGUCGAAAACUACUUUGCUCUGCAUCAAACGGACACGCUGCUCCAAACGAACACAGCUGUUGAAGACGUCGCGAGGUCGCCCGCCACAAAGCACAAUGGGCAAGGCGAGUGGAAAUUGACGCUGAGAAGAUACGAUGCGGCUCGCCAGGUCGACGAGUGGUGGGAAGAAUUCUUCGAUGCCGUGAUACUUGCCAAUGGCCACUAUGCCGUUCCAUAUGUACCCAAGGUGAAUGGGCUUGAGCAAUAUAUGGAAAAGUACCCGGGCCGAGUGUGCCACUCCAAGCGAUAUCGCAGUCCAAAGCUCUACACCGGCCAGCGCGUCUUGGUUAUCGGCAAUUCUGUCUCGGGUAGAGAGCUGAGCGAUGAGCUUGUCGGCGUCGCCAAAGACAGCGUCUUGGUGUCGCGCAGAAGCCCGGCAUUUUGGGAGGGCGACGAGCCGCCGCCCGGCAUCGAGUGGAAGCCCAUCGUGUCCGAGUACAAGGAAGACGGCACCAUUCUCUUUGCCGAUGGCACGGCCUUAACGGGCAUUGAUGCCAUCAUAUACUGCACCGGCUACAAGCCCUCCUUUCCAUUUUGGAACGAAGAAGCCAACGGUGGCCCGCUGUUUGACUACCAAUCCAACAAGCUCGUGGGCAGCUACCAGCACGUCUUCUUUCGCGACUUUCCCACCCUCGGUGCCGUUGGGUUCCCGAGGACGCUCACGUUCCGCAGCUUCGAGUACCAGGCUAUUGCCCUCGCGCGGCUGUGGUCCGGCCGCAACGCCAGGUCGCUGCCCUCGCCUCAGCGGCAGCAGCAGUGGGAGGCGGAGCGAGCGGAGCGCACCCAGGCGCAGCGUAAGUACUUCCACGACGUGCCAUGGGGCGCCGAGACGAACGACUACCUGCGGGAACUGUUCAACUUUGCGGGGCUCUCUACGCUGGCGGGCGAUGGGUUGCUGCCGCCGCCGCUGACGAGAAAGAUGGUAUGGGAAUACGAGCAUGUGCUCAAGUGGAAACUGCCAAAAGGGAAAGGGCCACACGGAGGCAAUGAUGGACUUGAAGAAGAUACUAUGAUGCAGUUGCAACUAGUUGUCCCAAAAGCUGAUCCAAAUUCCAAGGCGCAAGGAAUUCACGUUGAGGAAGGCAGAGGCUGGGUCGUCGUCUUUCAGGCUGAGGGAACCAACUCGGCGAAUGCAGCUUAA